Molecule: messenger RNA, 7296 nt
Organism: Seriola aureovittata
Lineage: Eukaryota; Metazoa; Chordata; Actinopteri; Carangiformes; Carangidae
Gene: kcnh7a
Product: potassium channel, voltage gated eag related subfamily H, member 7
Exons: 18
Coding region: 68-3811 (1247 amino acids)
Biological process (GO): potassium ion transmembrane transport; membrane repolarization during action potential
Cellular component (GO): membrane
Molecular function (GO): inward rectifier potassium channel activity
Source: RefSeq, a predicted model, not a curated record
GGGGACCGGCUCGCUCUCACUUGGACAGCCAAAGAUUUUUCAUCACCAUUGUUUUUGGAGGGGAACCAUGCCUGUCCGGAGGGGUCAUGUUGCGCCACAAAACACGUUUUUGGGAGUAAUUAUUCGCAAAUUCGAAGGACAAAAUAAGAAAUUCAUCAUAGCUAAUGCCCGGGUGCAGAACUGCGCUAUUAUCUACUGUAAUGACGCCUUCUGCGAGAUGACGGGCUUCUCCCGGCCGGACGUCAUGCAGAAGCCGUGCACUUGUGACUUCCUGCACGGCCAGUUCACCAGCCGGCACGCGGUGGCCCAGGUGGCCCAGGCGCUGAUGGGCUCGGAGGAGCGCAAGGUGGAGAUCACCUACCACCGCAAGGAUGGUUCAAACUUCCUCUGCGCCACCCACAUCAUCCCGGUGAAGAACGAGGAGGGCGUGGUCAUGAUGUUCAUCCUGAACUUCGAUUACAUCCUGGACGAAGGCAGCAGUGACUCACUGGAGAGACUCAAUCACACCUCACCUUCCAAAGCUGACCAGCGGAAAGGGAGAUUCUUUCGCUUCCGUUUCCCGGCCUUACCUCUCCUGGGCAUCAGCAAGCAGUCCCUGCCGCAGGAGGACCCCGACGCCGUCAUGGUGGACUCCCCUCGCCACAGCGACGGCUCGGUGGCCACGCACGACUACCAGCUCCCCACCACCCGCGAGAGCUGCAGUCCCUCCUACGCCAACGACACCCGCGCCCUCAUCGGCCCCAGCCACUGCUCCACCCCCGUUUCGGGGCCUUUGGACCACUCGUCGCCCAAGGGGCCCUGGGACAGGAUAUACCAGGACCAGGCCAUUGCCCAGACCCAACACCAGAGCCAGCAGGACACAUUCGUCGCCGCUCCGUCAAUCCCGGGCCUCACUCCAACCCCCUCCAGAGAGAGUGUGUGCAGUAUUCGCAGAGCCUCCUCAGUGCAUGACAUGGAAGGCUGUGGGUCCAACUCCAAGAUGGCGUUCAGAGACAGACACGCCAGUGAAGACAACGGGCGCAAUAUCAAAGUGUCUCGCUCCUGGAUGGCUGGGGGGCCGCUCAGCCAGAUCAAGUCCAGCCUGCUCGGCUCCACCUCCGACUCCAACCUCAACAGGUACAGCACCAUCAACAAGAUCCCCCUCAUCACGCUCAACUUCUCCGAGGCCAACAACGAGAAGAAGUGCCCCUCGCCUCCCUCCUCCGAGAAAACCAUCAUCGCCCCAAAAGUCAAAGACCGCACACACAACGUCACCGACAAGGUCACACAGGUUCUGUCUCUCGGCGCCGAUGUCCUGCCCGAGUACAAGCUGCAGACGCCACGUAUGGACAAGUGGACCAUCCUUCACUACAGCCCCUUCAAAGCCGUGUGGGACUGGCUCAUCCUGCUGCUGGUCAUCUACACGGCCAUCUUCACGCCGUACUCCGCCGCCUUCCUCCUCAACGACAUCGAGGAGCAGAGGAGGCGGGAGUGCGGCUACUCCUGCUCGCCGCUGAACGUAGUGGAUCUGAUCGUGGACAUCAUGUUCAUCGUGGACAUCCUCAUAAACUUCAGAACCACGUACGUCAACGCCAACGAGGAGGUGGUCAGCCACCCGGCCAAGAUCGCCAUCCACUACUUCAAAGGCUGGUUCCUCAUAGACAUGGUCGCCGCCAUCCCGUUUGACCUGCUCAUCUUCGGUUCAGGGUCGGAUGAGACCACCACUCUGAUUGGUCUGCUGAAGACGGCCCGUCUCUUACGGCUGGUACGUGUCGCCCGUAAGUUGGACCGCUAUUCGGAGUACGGCGCCGCCGUCCUCAUGCUGCUCAUGUGCAUCUUCGCCCUCAUCGCCCAUUGGUUGGCGUGCAUCUGGUACGCGAUUGGCAACGUGGAGAAGCCUUAUCUGGAGCACAAGAUCGGCUGGCUGGACAACCUGGGGGUGUCGAUAGGAAAGAAAUACAACUACAGCGACCCCAGCUCGGGCCCCUCCAUCAAAGAUAAGUACGUCACAGCGCUCUAUUUCACCUUCAGCAGUCUGACCAGUGUGGGCUUCGGGAACGUCUCCCCCAACACCAACUCCGAGAAGAUCUUCUCCAUCUGCGUCAUGCUCAUCGGAUCUCUGAUGUACGCCAGCAUCUUCGGCAACGUGUCCGCCAUCAUCCAGAGGUUGUAUUCAGGUACAGCCAGGUAUCACCUCCAGAUGCUGCGGGUCAAAGAGUUCAUCCGCUUCCACCAGAUCCCAAACCCGCUGAGGCAGAGGCUGGAGGAGUACUUCCAACACGCCUGGACCUACACCAACGGCAUCGACAUGAAUAUGGUGCUGAAGGGUUUCCCAGAGUGCCUGCAGGCAGAUAUCUGCCUUCACCUCAACAAGAACCUCCUCCAGGGCUGUAAGGCGUUUCGCGGGGCCACCAAAGGCUGCCUGCGGGCCCUGGCCAUGAGGUUCAAGACCACCCACGCGCCCCCCGGAGACACCUUAGUCCACGGCGGAGACGUGCUCACGGCGCUUUACUUCGUCUCCCGCGGCUCCAUCGAAAUCCUCAAAGACGACGUGGUGGUGGCCAUCCUGGGUAAGAACGACAUCUUCGGCGAGAUGAUCCACCUGUUCGCCAAGCCGGGGAAGUCGUGCGCGGACGUGCGGGCGCUGAGUUACUGCGACCUUCACACCAUUCAGAGGGAGGAGAUUCUGGAGGUGCUGGACAUGUAUCCAGAGUUUGCAGACCACUUCCUCACCAACUUGGAGCUGACCUUUGACCUCCGCGAUGAAAACGCCAAGACGACGUUCCCGCAAGCAGCUGAUUCCAACACGGAUGACAUCAACUGUCGAAGGCGGGUGUCCUACAGGAGGAAGUCGUCCACAGGUUCCCACAACAAGGAGCCGGUGGCCACCUACUGCGACUCCAAGCAGGGGAGGCAGAUCUACGCCGCCUCGGCAACCGAGGAGAGGAGGGAGUCGGCCGAGGAGGCGGAGGACGAGGACGAGGAGGAGGAGGAGGAAGGCAGGGAGGAGGAAGAGGAGCAGAGGCCCUUGUGCUCCGGUGUGCCGGGCUACCCGGUAGUUAGGGACAACUCCCUGGGCUUCGGGCUGAGCGGCGCUCCCGACGCACAGGCCGGAGACAACACACAGGACCAGGCUUAUAAAGAGCACCAUGCAGAUGAGUGGGUGCGUCAGCGUCCCAGCCAGAGCGCAGAGGAGUCAACCCAGUGUCAGGAGACGCCGGCCGGGGAGGACGACAGCGACACGGACCUCACCUACGGAGAGGUGGAGCAACGUCUGGACCUGCUGCAGCAGCACCUCAACAGACUGGAGUCCCAGAUGACGGCAGACAUCCAGGCCAUCCUGCAGCUGCUCCAGAGGCAGACCACCGCCGGCCCCCCCGCCUACAGCACCGUCACCUCCAGCCCCGAGUACCAGAGGCCGGCCGUCAGGCUCCAGCCGCUGUCCGCCAUCCAGUCGGACCUCAGCCUCGGUCCUGCUCCACCUCGACCACAGAGCCCCGGCCCAGAGACGGCCCAGAACAAACCCAAAGAAACCUCCCCGGUCCUCCUCCACACAGAGACUCUUCCAGACGGGGACUUUGCCGGACUGCUCGACGAGGGCGACGCCGACACGGAGCAGAGACACACGCAGAACAACGCGCACACUCCAGAGCGACAGCACCACCAACAACAACAACAACAACAACAACAACAACAACAACAACAACAACAACAAGAGCAGCCACCGAGGUUCCCUUCAGGCCGACAAGCCUCUCUACCUGACGUCCCCAGCAGCUCAGGGAUGUUGGGACUCCACCGGCCAGUUUCUGACCCGGGGCUUCCAGGAAAGUAGACGACCCCCCCACCCACACUCUCACACACACACACACACACACACACACACACACACACACACACACACACACACACACACACACACACACACACACACACACACACACUCCUCCCCACCCUUUUACACUGACUGAAGGUCUUCUCUCAAGCUUGACUCAGGGUCUAAGAAAGAGACUGAAUAUGCAAAGGAAAACAAACUGUAGACUUUCUUCCAUUCCUUUUCGGAAAAUCUCUCCCACCCCCCGUCGCUACUCUGAUUUAGAUGUAUAAAGUCCAUUUAUACAGAGGUAUUUAUACACUAUAUUAUUAUCAUACUGUAUGUAAAGUCAUCAUCUACUGUGUACAUACUUCAAAUAGACCACUGCCAGCAACACGAGGCACCUGAUGUGCUUUUUCUAAAAGAGAUAUGCAUGUUUCUGUUUCCCAUCUUUUCUGUUGCAUGUUCCUCACACACGCUGACACUCACCAGGUGUGACCUCGGCAUGCUCUCACACACACACACACACACGCACAUGCACAUGCACACACGCACCACUGUAGCUCUCCAGUCUCAUUUUCUAUGACUCUUCCCUCCUCGCGGGGACAAAAAAAGCUUCUUGAAAACUCAUCUCGUAUCAGCGGCUCCAACACAAUUGACGCAGUUACAAACUCCGGCGGAGAUCUGUCUGUAUAUUUAGCGUGCCUACUGUACACCACAUUGCCACAACACAAGGAAACCACUUCUCAUUCAGCUCAAAAAAUACACGACACAGUGCGACACCAUCGUGUGUGGAGGCUGCGUGGACAUGCCAUAGCACAACAAGACUUUUGUCAGCCUUUGAGAGCAAUAAUGACGAACCAGACUAACCGCACUGAACCGUGGUGUGUGUGUGUUUCUAGAGUUUAAUACACUUUGGAAAUAAUUUUAUACCUGACCGAAGAAAAAGCGUUUGUGUUGGGAUUUCAUUCGCUUGCAAACAUCAAGAGGUUAACUGUAAAUGUUCAAGGCACAAAACGAGGAGACCACAACUUAUAAUGAACAUAUAAUUGCCUGCAUCAUAUGAAUAUUACACGAGCAUGGUUGUGGGGUUUUUACAGUUGUAGUCGAAGCUUGUGACGGACGUUUAUGUCGAAGCAGUUUUGGGGAUUUUAAUGAAGAACUUCAUCUAAUUGGUCACAAAUAUACAAACAGCUGAGCGUCGCCUUAAUCAACCCUGAAAAAUCCUCCCUCUCCGUUAUCGUCUCUGCGAAGCAUGAGAUCCACUGGCGGCCGAACAGCGUGACGAUCUGGAGCAGUUGUCCCUCAGCAGCAGGCCACAGUUUGGCUUUUAAGGAGCUCACUGUUCCCACUAGUUUGUAAUGAGUGACUAAUUACAGUGAUGAUGUUUGGACCUGAGGUUGCUAGGCCACCAGUAUUUCUAGUUCACAGUGCUGUAAGUUGCUGCCUGUAUAUUUUUGACCCACAAUAAAAUGUAUAAAGGAAACCAAACGUACUUUCUUUUAAGGACAUUUCUCAAUCAAUCAUUGUGUCAUAAAAUAAAAUCCUCAACCUGCCUUGACAUAAAUGUCCGUUACAAGAGUGUGAAAUUGUUAAAGUUUGACUGCAGCUGUGAUUCAGCUGGACAGGAAGUGACAUCCUGACUCCUCCUCACAGCUGGAGGGAACCGACUGUCCCUCAUGAUACUUUUUGGUUGCAUGCUUCAGGUCUUCCAUUAUCUUUAUGAAAAGUAUUAAAUUUCCUAAAUAAAUAAUCAUAACUAACAAACAUCAUGUGGGGGAAAAAAAAAAAUACACAAACAACAACAAAAAAGAGUUCAGCCUUCAAUAGCCUUAGCUUUAUUAGCCUGUUAUAGCCUUUACAAACGACGUCGCUCCAACGCACCAAAAACCUGCUUCUCCACCGUCACAGAUGUAAAUGCACCGAACCAUGAACUGCAUGAAGAUGAAUUAGUCCUUUUUAGUUUUCUAACACCGAUUCCAACACGAGCUCACGUAUUGCAUGGAGACUGCACUCGACUAAAUUAUGAGAAAAGGUCUCAAUCGGCUGUGUGCGACAGUUAAGACCUAUUUUUCUAAAAAAAAAAAACAACAACAACAACAACAACAACAACAAAACAAAGUAUUUUAAUUUGCCAUUAUUUUUCUAUGUAUCUGAUUUUGUUCUUAAAAAACAAAACAAACAAAAAAACCCUGAUGUUAGUGUGGACUGCGGAUGGCAUGAUGGGAAGGUGAUGAACGCACAGCCUCUCAAUGUAGCAAGAGACGUGAGUGAGCAGCACCUGCAGCCGUGAUUAGUUUGUCUUGGACUGAUGUUGCACAUUGAUUUUCAUGUCAUUUCUAUAUUGACUUUUCCCCUCUGAACUCACUUAAACAAGCCUGGGCUUCAUGUUAACCUCCCCACCCUCCCCCCUCCUCACCCCUGCUGAAAACACGUUGAAGAGAUGACAGGGUGCAGACGACAGGAAAGAGAAGAAGAGGUGAGAGAUGAUGGGAUGGAAGAGAAACCUUUACUUUACGGGACACGAACGUGGGGUGCUUUCUUUGAUAAGCUUUCUUUCUCGAGCACAGAUGUAGAACAAAAGUUGCUAAAAGCCUAAACUCCUGAAGAGUCGUCUCCUGAACUUUCACGGGAUUCGCAAACUUUUGCACAGAGAUUAGAAAAAACUCGCUGUACUGGAUAUAAAUGUCACUUUUUAAAUCUAGUGCUGUUCACAAUUGUUUUUAUGCAUUUUUUUAAAUGUUUGCCACUGUAUUUUAUACAAUGCAACACUUAACAGCUAAUUUGAAUGUUUCCGUUCUUAACUAUAUUUAAAGAAAUGAAAUAUAUUGUGUAAAUAGACUGGGGGGAAAAAUGCGCAAUUGUAUAAAUUAAUAAACAGAAUGCAUACGGAUUAAAAAGUGUUUAUUUUGAGUAACAAAAUAUGAUAUUUCCUACAACACGGGGUACAUGAAGAAACAGAAAGUAGGCACAUGACUUUGCUGCAGCUGGAUGACAGUACUUUAAUAUGUUAGUAUCGGUAACAACAGGUAUCAGUGUGGGUUCACAUCAGCUCACAGUCACUUUGGCUUGUUAUCAAGUUAAACAUCAAGCUCAUAUGCGUCUAGAAUCUAAUGAAGUCAGGCUCAAUAUACGUUUUAUAAAACAGAAGUGUAUAAUAUUUCCUGCAUAGAAAAUACCAAGAACACGUAAUGCACUAGUUCAUGACUGUGUGAAUUUCAGUGUAAAAGCAAAAAUCGACAUCAUGUUAUCUGUAAAUGCUGCUGACAUUUAUUCAUUGACCACGAUGCUGCCGUUAAUAUGAAGCUCUAUAUAAAUGCCUUUGAUAUAUUUAAUCGUACAUUCAGAGAUUAUAAAUGGCACAAUAGGAGGGACACAUAUCAGAACAUCCUGUUAGUAUCAGUUUACUUUUCAUAUUUCAAAAUAAGAGCUGACCAGUUAAACACAGCUGGUAGAUUCAGUUCUAAUUGUUCCACCGCUUCAAGUGUAAAAAACAAACAUUCAUG